This is a messenger RNA of Eucalyptus grandis, 2514 nucleotides long. Its product is annotated as beta-amyrin synthase. Gene Ontology annotation, cellular component: lipid droplet. Lineage: Eukaryota; Viridiplantae; Streptophyta; Magnoliopsida; Myrtales; Myrtaceae. Gene Ontology annotation, biological process: triterpenoid biosynthetic process. The record is from RefSeq and is a predicted model, not a curated record. Gene Ontology annotation, molecular function: beta-amyrin synthase activity.
AUACUCUUGGGAUUACAACACGCAUUUGACAUUCCAACUCCUUCGACCACUCCCAUCUUCCUACACCUAGCGCAAAACAGGGAGAGGAAUGUGGAGGCUAAAGAUUGCAGAAGGCGGGAAUAGUCCGUAUAUAUACAGCACCAACGACUAUGCCGGGAGGCAGAUAUGGGAGUUCGAUCCCGACGCAGGAACUCUGGAGGAGCGCGCCGAGGUGGAGGAAGCUCGCCGUCAUUUUUACAAUAACCGCUUCAAGGUCAAGCCCAGUGGAGAUCUCCUAUGGCGAAUGCAGUUUCUAAGAGAGAAGAACUUCAAACAAACUAUUCCUCCCGUGAAGGUAGCGGAAGAAGAAGAGAUUACACAUGAGAAGGCAUCCACAUUGAGGAGAAGCGUCAAUUUCUUUUCAGCCUUGCAAGCCAGCGAUGGCCAUUGGCCUGCAGAAAAUUCCGGCGUGCUCUUCUUUCACCCUCCUUUGGUGAUAUGUUUGUUCAUUACUGGUCAUCUCAACAUUGUCUUCUCUUCAGAACAUCGAAAGGAGAUGCUUCGAUAUAUGUACAAUCAUCAGAAUGAAGAUGGUGGAUGGGGCUUACAUGUAGAGGGCCACAGCACCAUGCUCAGUACAGUACUUAACUAUAUAUGCAUGCGUAUAUUUGGAGAAGGUCCUGAUGGUGGCGAGGACCAUGCUUGUGCCAGAGGGAGAAAGUGGAUUCUCGAUCGCGGUGGUGCCACACACAUAUCCUUCUAUGGAAAGAUUUGGCUUUCUAUACUUGGACUCUAUGACUGGUCCGGGACCAAACCAGUGCCUCCUGAGUUACUGUUGCUUCCCUCGUUUCUUCCCCUGCAUCCAGCUAAGCUGUGGUGCUAUUUUCGGACCCUUUAUAUGCCCGCAUCAUAUUUGUAUGGAAGAAGAUAUGUAGCACCAAUUACACCUCUCGUUCAACAAUUGAGAGAGGAACUUCUAACUCAACCCUAUUGCAACAUCUCUUGGACAAAAGCUCGACAUCUAUGUGCCAAGGAGGAUCUCUAUCGUUCGCGUCCUUCAGUAGUGAAUUUGCUAUGGGAUGGUUUUUACCUACUAUCCGAGCCUUUUCUCAACAACUGGCCACUAAACAAGUUGAGAGAAAAGGCUCUUAAAACGACUAUGAAGCAUGUUCAUUACGAAGAUGAGAACAGCCGAUACAUUACACUGGUAUCUAUAGGAAAGGCAUUAAGUAUGCUUGCUUGUUGGGUGGAGGAUCCAAAUGGUGAAUACUUCAAGAAGCAUCUAGCUAGGAUUCAAGAUUUUAUAUGGGUUGCUGAAGAUGGAAUGAAGAUUCAGAGUUUUGGUAGCCAACUAUGGGAUACAAGCUUGGGAAUCCAAGCUUUGCUCGCUAGUAACCUAACCAGCGAAAUAGGGCCAAUACUCAGGAAAGGGCAGGACUUCAUUAGGAGAUCACAGGUCAAUGAUAAUCCUUCCGGUGACUUCCAAAGCAUGUACCGUCAUUUUUCUAAAGGAUCUUGGACUUUUUCGGAUCAAGAUCAAGGUUGGCAAUUAUCUGAUUGCACCGCAGAAGGUUUAACGUGUUGCUUGCUUUUCUCACAAAUGCCACCAGAAAUCGUAGGUGAGAAGGUAGAGCCAAAGAGACUAUAUGAUGCGGUCAACAUUAUACUUUCUCUGCAGCGUAAAAAUGGUGGAUUGACAGCAUGGGAGCCCGCAACUGCCGCAAAUUGGUUGGAACUCCUCAAUCCACUUGAAUUUCUCGACGAAGUCAUCGUGGAUCGGGAAUACGUUGAAUGCACUUCAGCGGCCAUCAAAGCUUUAGUUCUGUUCAAGAAGUUGUGUCCAAGGCACCGGAGCGAAGAGAUCCAAGAUUUUAUAUCCAAUGCUGUCCGAUACCUCGAAAGCGCACAAAUGCAAGACGGAUCAUGGUAUGGACAGUGGGGAGUUUGUUUUACAUAUUCCACAUGGUUUGCGCUCAAGGCACUCGCAGCCGCCGGCAAAAGCUACAAGAAUUGCACCGCUAUUCGUAAAGGCGUAGCUUUUCUCCUUCAGAUACAGUUACAGGAUGGUGGCUGGGGGGAAAGCUACCUUUCUUGCCCAAGAAAGAAAUAUGUAUCUCUUGAAGGAAAUAGAUCAAACUUGGUUCAGACUUCAUGGGCUAUGAUGGGUCUGAUUCAUGCUGGGCAGGCGGAAAGGGAUCCAGCUCCCCUACAUCGAGCAGCAAAGCUGAUAAUUAAUUCCCAAAUGGAAAAUGGUGAUUUUCCUCAACAGGAAAUUACUGGAGCUUUCAAGAAGAAUUGCAUGUUGCACUAUGCAAACUAUAGGAAUAUUUUUCCCAUCUGGGCACUUGCCGAAUAUUGCAACUUGGUACUUUUGAACAGUUGAGGAACUCAAUGAAUCAUGUCUUAAAUUUUGUCCAUCUCAUUACACUUGAAGGGGAUGUAAAAGUAGAAUUCUUGUGCGACCUUGCCAUAAAAACAGACGUGUAACCGUGGAUCCUGGAUUUCACUUUAUGAAAACGUAAUGCAAGCAACACG